Molecule: messenger RNA, 942 nt
Organism: Lindgomyces ingoldianus
Lineage: Eukaryota; Fungi; Ascomycota; Dothideomycetes; Pleosporales; Lindgomycetaceae
Exons: 5
Coding region: 1-942 (313 amino acids)
Source: RefSeq, a predicted model, not a curated record
AUGCAACUCUUCCAGCCUAAGGAGACCGUAAACCUGUAUCUCGCAGAAGCUGCCUCACCUGGAUUUGGGCAACCUCCUGCGACACCCAGCCAACCGCCAUCAUACUCAGCGAAGAGGGUAUUUGGGUUUCCGCUGUGGGCACUCCUCCUGGUUGCCUUCAUAGUCUUGGCAGUUAUACUUUGGGGAGUUCUUGGGGGCAUUCUUGGUUCGAAAUCACAGUCCAAGACUUCGGAGCCCCAAACUGUGACAGCGCCAGGGCCGACGGGUGCGGUAACGGUCACUUGUUCAGCCAUCAGGCAGUACCGAUGCUGCAACUUUUUCCAUGUAGAAUCGAGUACCUUAAAAGUCAAAAAUUUUGGAGACAACGAUUGGAAGUCCUUGGGAGAUGUAACGCCAGCUCUGGGUCCAAAGGAAGCAUCAGCGAUAACCGCUGUAUCUUGGAUAGACAAUGGCGGUGAUGAGAACUUAGGCACUGUCAUUGCCUCCACCGAUAUCUCAGAAAUCUCUAGUGUCGCUGCCGUGCACCGAGGUAGUUCUUCUGUCUCGUCAAACAACCAACUUCGAGUGUACUACGAGAGUACAAAAGGAGGAGUUACCGAGGUGAUCUAUUCUUCUGCUCUUUCCAUCUCGGUGAAGAACACCUCGACGACCGACCCAUACGCCGCAUUCAGCACAUCGGGCUAUUACAAGUCGACCUCCGACCUAACCUUCUCAACUCGAUCCAAUGUUAUUCCGAGUGACAAACAUCCAGUUAAGAUAACCUCUGACGGCGAAUCGACGUUUACAACUUGGAAUAGUGUAAAGGAAUGGAUAGACGGAGAUGAUGCUGGCGGUGCGAUUGGUGGUAUAGGAUGGAUGGAUGAGACUAGUACUGAACAGGCGAGGUUUUAUUAUUCGGUGAGUGGGAAUGUCCAAGAAAUGGGGUUGAGCGGAGCCACCUAG